AUGAGUUCAGACGCCGUCAAUUCGAACGACGAAUCUAUUUCACUCGAUAACUCUACCGAUAUCAAAGGCUCAGCUCCUUCAAGCCCUACCGACUCAGCCAAUAAGGUCAGAACGCGAAACAAACUUACCGACCCUUCGGAUCCAUCAGAAAUUGUGUACGAUCCUUUCCUCUGCUGGACGUACCUGAAAGAGUAUCACAACCGAAUUUCAGAAGACAAACUCGAAGCAGUCACUCGUACACUCUAUUCCUCUCAAAUUUCUAAAUCUGAAACUCUUACCGCCUUUGUUGAUAGAUUUGAAAAUCAAAUUCGUGAAUUCUAUCGCCUGAAGGGCGAGUUGUCUGAUGCUCAGUCAGCCAGAAUGUUGCUAGGAGCUAUUACCUCAUUGUCAAUUGAAACAAAAGAGUACAUUCAUAAUACUGUUGUACCAUUGACUCGAGAAGACGUUGGAAGGUAUCUUAGGAAUUAUGAAGAACGUCAUGGUUGGACUACAUCAACAAUCAAAGAAGUUCAUGCUGUCAUGGCUAAAUCAUCAAAGAAAGAAUGUACUGCCGAAGAAUGUUUUGGUCCUCAUAUGGCUAAAAACUGUUGA
Molecule: messenger RNA, 591 nt
Organism: Melampsora larici-populina 98AG31
Lineage: Eukaryota; Fungi; Basidiomycota; Pucciniomycetes; Pucciniales; Melampsoraceae
Exons: 2
Coding region: 1-591 (196 amino acids)
Source: RefSeq, a predicted model, not a curated record